UAACUGCCUAGUAAUCAUUUGAAUUGAGUCGUACGUCCAUCCUGUUAUUGACUAUGAUUCACAUUGCUUUACUAACGCAAUUAAUUUAUAUAUACAAAUUGAUUGCUAUAAAAAUCCAGAAAAAUGUUAAAAUGCUAAAAUCUUAAAUCAUCCUUCUGCUAAUCAUUGUCUUUAAGGUGUCUACUCGGACUCAAAAACACGUCUCAUCCACUGUAACUUGUCGAAGUUUUGCUAUCCAAAAGUUGCAUUAAGAAAUGCUUGGUGUAGAUAAAGCUAAUUACAUGAUUGGAACCCCGACAGCUACCAGCUGAGAAGAGAUAAAAUUCAGUAUUCUCAAUCGACUAAACGGACAUUUAUGAAAUAUUCAACAAUGCCGAUCUAACAACACCUUCGAAAAAAACCCGCAUGCAUGAGCGCUGCGCUGUGAUGUCAUAGUCAGAUAAAGUAGUUAAAGAUACAACACCCCUUUUGCAACGGGGAUAGUAACAUAGAGUAUCGUUGCCUGCUGCCAAACCGAUUAACCUAAAAACUUUUCCAUUACAAUAAAAUAGCAAAGCGAGUAAAAACUCAACCUAACAUUCCUAGCCGACUGCAAAAAAAAAGACAUGAUGUGUGCGUGCGACCAGUCUUGGGGGCGUGCCGACUGUCGCAACAGCCAAUCAGCAGCGACCAUCGUGCAGCACGGCGCAGCCACGGCAGUCGCACGCUGCGAGCCGCGCCGAGCGAGCGCGCGUCAUUUUUGUCGCAACGAGGAACGUCGCUUCGUAAACAAAGUCCAUAUUAUAAACUCUGUGCUCGUGUAUCGAAUUUACGUAAACAUAGGAGAGAAGGGUAGAAGUUAUUGUAAAAAGUGUGUGAAAAUACAUAAAAUCUGGCGGAGAUGAUAAAAACGACCAUGUACCAGCUGAACCCGAUCCGCCUGAUCGAGGAGAUCAAGAAGCGGCCGGGGCUGUACCGCACCGAGCACCCAGCUGACCGCGAGGAGAAGUUGCAGCUGUGGAAGGAGGUCGGUGCGGAGAUAUACGACGACUGGGACAGCUUCAACAAGGCCACGGCGUACGAUCGGGUGCUGCAAUUGCAAAGAAAAUGGCGGUCUCUCCGCGACGCGUACAACCGGGAGCUAAGGGCAAGGAAGUCUACGCAGCGAGGCCACCGACGUGUUUAUAUCUACUUCAAAAGGAUGAGCUUCCUUGGAGGCUUUGAGGGAACUGUGAGCGAAGAGGACGAGGAUGGGAAUGAUAUAAUAUUCGCCAAUUCGCCCUCAGAGGAUCCGGACCCCCUGUUCCCAGUGGGUCCGGAAAAUAAACCGGCGGUCAAAGUGAAACGAAAGCGUCGCAAGAAAUCCAUUUCAUCGUACGACGAAGCACCUGAGGAAAUGGAGAUGCCCGUAUUUAACAUGGAUGUGGCCGAAGAGACCGACAGUGACAAGUUAUUUCUAAUGUCAUUCCUGCCAGAGAUGAAGCAACUGCCCGCAAACGUCAAGAUGUGGGCGCGUGCACAGAUAGCAAAUGUCAUGCAAGAAGCUGUCACUUGUCACUUCAACAACUCGUUUCCCAGCACUAGUAAUGUCAUGGACAGAAGUAACAGCAUGGCGAUGGGUAGGAACAGUCCCAUGGUCAAACAUAGGAGGGUAAGUUCGGAACAGUUUGGAGAAAAUAUAUAGUUUUAUAAUAUAAU
This is a messenger RNA of Pararge aegeria (speckled wood butterfly), 1677 nucleotides long. RefSeq lists its product as uncharacterized. Gene Ontology annotation, cellular component: transcription regulator complex; nucleus. Lineage: Eukaryota; Metazoa; Arthropoda; Insecta; Lepidoptera; Nymphalidae. Bases 881 to 1663 code for a protein of 260 amino acids. The record is from RefSeq and is a predicted model, not a curated record. Gene Ontology annotation, molecular function: DNA binding. Gene Ontology annotation, biological process: regulation of transcription by RNA polymerase II. The transcript has 4 exons.